UCAGCGGCUCCUCCCCGGAAGAACCGCGGUGUAGGCGGCCGCUCCUCCCCGGAAAGGCCCCUCACAGCCGGCGGCGCGGCGGAGCCUGAGUCCCAUAUCUCGUCAAGAUGGUGCGGAAACUGAAGUACCACGAGCAGAAGCUGCUGCGGCGGCUGGACCUGGUGAACUGGGAGGCGUCGGGCGGUAACCUGGCGGAGGUGCGGGCGCUGCGGCGGUACCGGCUGGGCCGGCGGGAGGACUACGUGCAGUACAAGGCGCUGGCCCGCUCCGUGCGCGCCCUGGCCCGGCGGCUCCGCGACCUGGGCCCGGACAGCGCCGCGUUCCGCGCCCGCUGCGCCGCCGCACUGCUGGAGAAGCUGCACGGGCUGGGGCUGGUGAGCAGCCGGCAGUCGCUGGCCGUCUGCGAGAGCCUCUCGGCCGCCGCCUUCUGCCGCCGGCGCCUGCCCUGCCUGCUGGUGAAGCUGCGGAUGGCGCAGAACCUGCGCCACGCCGUCACCUUCGUGGAGCAGGGGCACGUCCGCGUGGGGCCCGAGGUGGUCACAGACCCCGCGCUGCUCGUCCCCCGCGCCGUCGAGGAUUUCAUCACCUGGGUGGACGCCUCGCGCCUGCGGCAGAAGGUGCUCGACUACAACCAGGAGCGCGACGACUUCGACCUGGCUGCGUAGGGCUGCUCCGCGGGACAUACGCACACUAGUGAUGCCACCAUCACCCACCCCUUCCAGACGCACCUGGAAAGGGAGCCAGAAGGAAACUGCGCUUCCAGUGUGGUAUUGCCCUCCUCCUGGCUCCCCUUUGCAGCUAACGGCUCCAUUCAUCCAUGUGGAAAAAAUUCCCUUCCACAUCCACCACUCAAGAAUGCAUCCAGUGGCCCAGCUCCAUUGUUGUCACUGGUGUGUCCAGUGCCAUCAUCCCUGGCAUGCCCAGCUCCGUGGUCAUCACAGCAACCCAGCUCCAUCGUCCCAGCGUGCCCAUCUCCAUCCUUCUUACAGCCUAGCUCCAUCGUCCUUACAUCCCAUAAAGCAAAAGUGCUUGGAAAAGUCUCUGCCUGAUCACAGGAGAGGAUGUGGUUAGGUUUAAGUGCUCGGCAGCUAAUACUAGCUGCUGGAAGGGGUUUUAAGCCUGGCCAAGUGGCUGAUUUAAGACUGAGUUUGGCAGCUCAGCUGCUGUUUUUUGAGAAGUUGCCCUGUCGGUUCUUCCUUCAGCUCUUGGAUGCACAGGAGCCAGAGUUGCUGCUUCUUCAAGGGUUUCCCCUUGAUACCAAGCAAUGUGUAUAUAGGGAAAAUGUGGGGAUUGUUGGGGGUCAGCAGUAAACAAGGAGGCCAAAUACUGCAUUUCUGAAACUGUUAAAGCUUUAGCCAAAUAUGGAAUAAAAAAAAAAGCCAACUUUAUUUUCAUGUGAAGAUGUAAAGGGAAGUUUGAUGUGCUGAGUUCAGUGUCUUUGCUGUGUGGGUCUCCAGCUGACAAUUAGGCAUCAUUUACAGAGCAGGAUCUAACUGGGGAGGCAUUGGAGCAAAAGCUGACCUAACCAUAACUGCAAAUCUGGGGGGAACUGUUGCAUGUAGUACAUUAGCCAGAAAAAAACUGGUACUCAAGGGAAACCUUAGGCUUUCUGAGACUGUUGGGAACUUCGUUUCCCUUUCAUUAAAAAAACAGAAAAACAAAAAUAAAUUUUUUUUGUAAGUUGGU
This is a messenger RNA of Chiroxiphia lanceolata (lance-tailed manakin), 1686 nucleotides long. It is a transcript of the gene IMP3, whose product is annotated as IMP U3 small nucleolar ribonucleoprotein 3. Gene Ontology annotation, biological process: rRNA processing. Gene Ontology annotation, cellular component: small-subunit processome; small ribosomal subunit; Mpp10 complex. The coding region runs from base 108 to 665 and encodes 185 amino acids. The transcript has a single exon. Lineage: Eukaryota; Metazoa; Chordata; Aves; Passeriformes; Pipridae. Gene Ontology annotation, molecular function: structural constituent of ribosome; rRNA binding; snoRNA binding. The record is from RefSeq and is a predicted model, not a curated record.